AUGGAAGCUAGCAGAAAGUCUUCAUUGAAGCCUUGGAAGAAAGGGCCAACAAGGGGAAAAGGUGGCCCCCAGAAUGCUUCAUGUGAGUAUAGAGGUGUUAGACAAAGAACAUGGGGCAAAUGGGUUGCUGAGAUAAGAGAGCCAAAGAAGAGAACCAGACUCUGGCUUGGUUCUUUUGCAACAGCUGAAGAAGCUGCCUUGGCUUAUGAUGAAGCUGCAAAGAGACUCUAUGGACCUGAUGCUUACCUUAACCUUCCCAACAUGCAAAAACCAAGAUUUAGUUCUACCAAAUGCCAUCAAAAGUUCAAAUGGUUUCCUUCCAAGAACUUCAUUUCCAUGUUUCCUUCACAUGGAUCACUCAAUCUAAAUGCUCAACCAAGUGUUCAUGUAAUCAAUCAGAGGCUGCAAGAGCUUAAGCAGAAGAAAGGGGUUGUAAUUCAACCUCACUCUAGUUCAUCCAGUGAUGCAAAGGUAGAAGAAUUUGAACAUACUGGUAGCAAAAAUCAUGUAAAAAUUCCUCCACAAGAAGAAGAUGUUCAAAUUUCAUCAGAAAAAAAGCUUGAAGAUGAUCUUCAGGAGAAGCCCCAGAUAGACCUACAUGAGUUUCUUCAACAGAUGGGAAUACUUAAAGAAGAAAAAGAGUCAGAAAAGGCUGACAGUUAUGGAAGUUCAACAGUAUCUGAAGCUGUGUUUGAUGACAUGAGUGUUAACUGGGAGGCAUUGAUUGAUAUGAAUGACCAUGGAGUUGUAGAUAAUCAUGAAUCAGAAGCCUUCCAGUUUGAAGCAUAUGACAUAAACGAUGAGCUUACUUUCUCCACUUCAAUUUGGAACUAUUAA
Molecule: messenger RNA, 837 nt
Organism: Gastrolobium bilobum
Lineage: Eukaryota; Viridiplantae; Streptophyta; Magnoliopsida; Fabales; Fabaceae
Product: dehydration-responsive element-binding protein 2F-like
Exons: 1
Coding region: 1-837 (278 amino acids)
Biological process (GO): response to stress; positive regulation of DNA-templated transcription
Cellular component (GO): nucleus
Molecular function (GO): transcription cis-regulatory region binding; DNA-binding transcription factor activity
Source: RefSeq, a predicted model, not a curated record